AUGGAGCGCGAUCGGGGCCCGCGGGGCUCGGCGGUGGACCUGGGCUUCGGGGCGCUCAGCACCGCGCAGCUCCGCGCCCUCAUGCGGGACGAGACGUGGCUGGAGCGCAUCGUCAAGCUGAGCAGGAAGGUAAGCCCAGGAUCGGGACCCCCGAGGAGGAGAGGAUCGGGCCCCUGGGAGGGAGAGGUGGGACGGGGGGGGUGUCGCAUCCUGCCUCUUUUUUGCACGCAUCGCUUGGAUAGCAUGCAUCGGGGUGCAUAUCCCAGCCCCCUCCCGGUCCAAACAUGUAACCGACCCCCACCCCACCCCGCCAUCCAUCUAAUCCCCCCCCCCGCCAAUUAAAACACCCACAGCACACAAAGGGGGCACCGAUGCCCCCAUCAGGCCUGCCACUGCCCUCCUCUGGGGCCGUGCCACACACCCCAAAACCCUAUUGCAGAGAGGGUGCCCGCUGAUGAGGGGGGCAUGGCAUGGGGGGGCGCAGUGCCAAUCCAGCCAGGCCUGUGCUUGGUGCCCAGAGACGGUGUCCAGCACCACCACUGACGGCCUUUCCACAGAGGCUUGUGGCUAUGACCCCCCAAAACACCCCAUGCCCAUGCCCCCCAAAUGUGCAAUCCUGUGGGGCAAACCAGCCGCUCCCUGACUGCCUCCCAACCUGGCCGAUGUGCCUCUCCAUCUUACCCCCCAAUCCAAUUUUUUGGGGGACCAUAAUGCCCCCCACUUACCUUCAAAGCUCCUACCAGGACACCCCAAACAAAUUUGAGCACAGCUGCUGUUUCCUUGGCACCCCACUUCCUCAGUUACCCACCCCCCCCUAUCAAAAUAGAUGCUACCGAGUGCUUUUGCACCGUGAUUUUAAUAUUCUGCUGCUUCCCCAGACACCUGUCACUUGGACCCCCCUCCCCCAAAAAUUAACCGCCCCCUUGCAGCAGUUUUUGCAAAGGCUCCUUCUUUGUUAUCUCUAUGCCACUGGCGAUACCAGUUGAGGGUCGAGGUGUGUGUGUGUGAGGGAGGCUGCAAGGGCCUGGAUGCUUUGUCUGGGUGGGUGGGGAGCCUCCAUCCUGGGGUGCCCCCUCCUUCCCCUCCAAAACCAGCCCCAAUGCUCACAAUCGCAAACCCACGCACCCUCCCCGCACACCCCUGUCUGUUUUGUUUUUCUGCACCCUUAGGAAGGGAGUUUGGGAUCCAUCCAAGGCUCCCUGAAUCAGCCAGAGGAUUUAUUUUUAUUUUAUUUGGGGGAGGUGGCUGUUGCUGUCUGUAUUGUUUGCAGGGUGGGUGGGUGGGCUUGCCAAAUAAUUGCCAGAGCCUUUCAUACAUUUGGAUCACGGAUGGCGUAGGGUUUUGCCUUUCCGACAGAGAGCCAUGGAAACAAAGGACAUCCUCUUUUUUGUUUUUGGCCAACCCCUACUAAAUCUAACUAGCCUCCUCCCCGUUCCAGGAAUCCCACCCCCCGCCUCCUAAUUCUGGCUCCCCAAAACCUUUACAGGCCCACUCAAUUUUGUGUCCACCCCCACCCCCAUCCAGACACGUCACAGACUGCUCUUGCUGUCCAUUCUCCCAAGAAUACGUCGGGUCUGUUUAUCUCAGAAAGGCACCUUCGCCUCGCGACCCUGGGAAGCAGGAGAUCCCCCCCCCACACCGUUUCCUGGAUUUGUCCCGGGUUAACUGCUCUGGAAUAACUGUUUCUCUGUGGGGUGCCCCACGAGGGUUUCAGAGGACCCCAGGACCAUCCCUGUGUGGUCCCACAACUCCGCCCCACUCAGUGCCUCAGAGAGGCUCCCAAAUGGGGCCUGGGUGUAGAAAGGAUUCCACAUCAUGUGGACAUUUAGCCAGGAUUAAAACUGGGGUGGGUGAUGCAAGGCCCUGUCUGCCCACCCUGGUUGUUGGGGGGGGACCUAAACAAAGCCUUGUAGCAGGCAUCAUACUUGCAAUGCUAUUUGAGAAUUGCUUAAAGAAUUGUUGCUCUGUGCAGUGUGUCAUCUUGGAAGAAUUAGACGCGUCUUCGGGGGGGGAGAGUCCAGAUGCCAUCUUGCUCUGAGGCUCAGUCAGGGCAGCAGGUUAGGCAGAGGUGGGCACCGUCGCAGUUUCUCAUUGGCCCUGCUGCAAACUCAAGAGCGCUGAGCGGAUCUAGCUGUUGGAUAUGGGUUGGUGGAGCAGAGAAGCAUCCCGCUCUGACCCAUCUGAUGAAAGUGAAUGUUGGGAGGUUUGGGACAGAUAAGAGGAAGUCCUUCCUGCGUUGCGUGGUUAAACUAUGGAACUCACUUCCACAGGGGGCCACCAACUCGGGUGGCUUUUAAAGAGAAUUAGACAAAUUCAUGGAGGACAAUAAAGCUAUCGAAGGCUACUCGCCACGGCAGGGCUAUGCUGUGCCUCCAGAGUUGGAAACUCUGUUGCUGGGAACAGCAAGAGGGGAGAGGGCUCUUGCUUGUGGGCUUCCCAUCAGGGCGUCUGGUUGGUCACUGUGAGAAUGGGAUGCUGAGCCAAAUGGGCCCCCUUUGGCCUGAUCCAGGCCUCCUCUUGUGUUUGUUAAGCAGAUGUAGCUGGUUUCUUCCACACAGGGGCUCCGAAGCCACUGUUGCUUGCCUGAGCCACGAGAACUUAAGGUUUCAGAAACAGGAGCCUUAAAGACCCCAGAAUGUUCAUAGCUUGGGCAAGGACAGGAGAGAGCUGGGAGCCUGCUCUGAGGAGAGAUGUUGUCAUUGUCUGUGACAGUUGUGAUAGUCAGCAGUUUAGAAUCUAAACUUUAGUUGCCUUGUGGCACAGAGACAUUCUGUCCGGUUAUCCUUGUAAAGUCGCAGCUUGCUUCUUAUCCCCAUAUUGCAGAAAGGAAAACUGAGGCUGAGUGGUGAUUAUUUACCCAAAGGCACCACUAAGUGAGUUCAUGGGUGUUAGAUAAAAAUCCUCUCUGUUCACAGUUUUAGCCAUACUGCAUGGUUCUUCUUCCUGUUGUUUUAUAAUUAAGUUUAUUGGUUUACUCCUCCAUCCAUCCUCUCCCCCACCCCGUGGGCUCUCUGUUAUGAAGCAGGGCCUUUGUAUUGGUGGCUCCACUGCUCUAGAGCUUGGCUUUCCCUGUCUGUGAAGGGACGCCCUUGUUUCCUCCAGCUUUGAAUUGUUUUGGUCGCCGGCAUAUUACAAAAACCUACUUGACGUCUGCCAAGACUGUGUCGGUCUGCCAUUAAAGAUUGCAUUCUGCUCUGGAUAGGAGCUGUUUAUGGCACAAAAGCUUUUAAUAAGUUUAAAAACCAGUCCAUCAAUUUAAUAUCAAUAACACAACACCAUCAAUGUGCCUGGCACUUUGAGAAGAGGUCCCUGCCCCAUGGACCAAACAGUUGCACCAUUUGCAAGAAACAGAGGAUGGCCGAGCCGCAGAAAAGGUGCCUGGUGAGCAAACAGGUAGCUCAAGCAAGUUAGUCAAGCCGCAUACUGCAGAGGAUUGCAAGGCCAAUCCUUUGUUGUUGUUGUUGUCGUUGUUGUUAUAUUUAUAUCCUGCCUUUUCCCCAGACAGGGAUUCAAGGCAGCUUACACAAAUUAAAACAAGACAGAUAAAGCACAGAAGGCUAAAAUCAUAUAAAAGAUGAUAGUUAAAAAGUAAUUAAGCUCUAACAAAACAAUAUAAAAACAGAUCUAAUAAAAUACAGAUGUGGCACUAUUUAAAAGCCCUUUUCUUUAAACAGCCGGUUCCCCAAAAAGCCUGUUGGAAUGAAGCGGUCUUCAUCUGCUGGCGGAAGUGCAACAAAGAGGGAGCGAGUUUGGUUUCUCUAGGGAGGGAGUUCCUCAGUCUGGGGGCAGCCACUGACAAGACCAGGCACCCCCAAACUUGGCCCUCCAGCUGUUUUGGGACUACAAUUCCCAUCAUCCCUAGCUAACAGGACCAGUGGUUAGGGAUGAUGGGAACUGUAGUCCCAAAACAUCUGGAGGGCCAAGUUUGGGGGUGCCUGGACAAGACCUUUUCCCACAUCCCCACGAAGCGUCCCUGUGAGGCUGAGAGAAGAGCCUCUGUAUGGCUUCCCCCAUCCUGCACACCAACUAGACUAGUAGCCGAAAACAACCAAACUCAGCCUCACCCACCUACCCUAAAAUAUUAUUCCUCCAGCCGUGGAGGCAGAGCAUAAGCCAUCCUGUCAAAUAGCCAUUGAUAGCUUUAUUCUCCUCCUUGAAUUUAUCCAGUCCUCUUUUAAAGCCAUCCAAAUUGGUGGCCAGCCCUGCGUCUUCCUGUGGGAGGGAGUUCCACAGUUUAACGCUGUCUGUCUGUCUGUCUGUUGCAGUUCCAGAACUUGCAGCUGGAACGGGAGAGGCGCCUGGCCUCCAACUACGCCUUGGCGAAGCAGAACCUUGCACUGCAACCACGGCUGGAGAACGGCAAGGCCUCCCUGGCCAUCAAGUAUCAGGAGCUGAGGGAACUGCGGGAGACAUGCCGGGACAAGCAGCAGCGGCUGGGUGAGCCCCCUCCCCCCAUAGCCAAGCCUGGCAGCCAUCUUUCUUUGAGCCUCGCCUGACCCCUCUUUCCGGUUGUCUGCCAGCUGUGGCUCUCUGCACGGAAGGGGAAUUCUGCACAUGCUUUUGUGACUUAUUUGCUGUUUAUUUCCUAACGCUUCUAAACCGCCUCCUUGUAGAAAACCUCAGAGCCGUUUGCAAAAAGAAUAAAACUGUAAGAUUAUUAGUAAAAACUGCUAAGACAUUAAAAGAAAAAUAAAACCAGCAAUAAACUAAAAACACACCAACACUGUAAACAACUGACCAGGCUCGUUUAAACAAAAAAUGUCUUUAGCAGGGGAAAGAGUGCAGCAAAGGCACCUGCCUGAUCUCAAUAGGCAGGGAAUUCCAAAGGGUAGGAAUUAGAGUUGAGCUCCAGGCUGGGCUUUGUCAGAUUGGUGUGUCCCAUGAGCAGGGCUGCCUGACCUCCAGGGCUCACCUGAAGUCUGCAGGUUGGGCUGGCCCAGGUGGCAGGGGAAGCUGGCUGCAAAUUAUUGCAUAGAUUCUCUAGGGUGGGAGUCUGCCCUUCCUUCUCCCCUCUCCCAAUUAACCUCCAUCUCCAGGGCUCAGUGGUAGGAGGGAGCACAGAGGAAGAACCACCAGGGGCCGCCCCCUGUGAUAUCACCCUAACUCUCAGCUUUGGGUCCUGAAAUCUCAGCUUCUGGGAUGCUCCUGACCCAGUGACCCUAUCCUUGAGCCACGCUGGCAUCCUAGAAUAGCAUGUCAUAGCCUCUUCCUACUCCCCCAUCCACCAUGCCAUGCCCUAGGAUAGAAGCUUCCUGUUGUUAAUUGCCCACCCAUCACCCUAAGAUGGCUUACAGCAUUAAAACGCAGUAUUAAAAACAAUUAAAAACAACAUUCAACCAUAAAAUUAAGAUGGUUCCUAAAACCAUAAACCUCAAGGGUCGAAAGGACCUUUUUGGUGGUGGCUCCCCACUUGUGCGAAGCUCUCCGCAGGAGACUUGCCUGGCACCACCUCAACAUACACAAAACAUUUCUUUUCUGCCUGACCUUUGGCUGUGAAUUCUCUGUGGCCUCCUUCCGUGGGUGGGGUGCUUUAUCCUUGCGUUUUAAAAUGAUGAACACGUUUUAGAUUUUUCUCUGUGUUUUGUCCUGGGCUGGUUUAAACGUGUGGGGGGUUUUUUAUUGCCUUAAGUCACUUUAAAACAAAAACAAAACAACCCUCAAAGUUUAAUAGGUAAUAAUAAAUAUUGAUAGCCAUGCCAGCUGCAGAGAGCAGAAGGGACUUGGGAUCCAAAAUAUCUGGUUGGGGAAGUCUGGUGUAUGUAGUGUGGCUUAGCAGGAGAGCCUCAUACUUUUACAAGACACUUGAAGUGUGAGAGAGACAAAAAUGGCAUUAAGCACCCCUGUAUGUAUGCAAACUUCUGGCAGUCUGGAUUGGGCUGUGGACCACUAGCCCCCAACACAUCCUACAGGGAUGCUUAGGAAGCCUGUGAUUCCCAUUAGCAGAGCUGCAUGAGACCCAAUUGCUUGUGUGGAGUCACUCUUGGACCGGAAUGAUGGGGCAUUGAGGUCACCCCUCCAGGAACCUGUCCCUUUUAUUUGUUCAUUUGAGAAACUGCAUUUAUUUACCACUAUAUAUCAUUUUUUUAAAAUAAAAAACACACACAAAGCAGUGUUCAACAAUAAAACCAUAAAAAGGUUAAAAACAGACAGCAGUCAACCAAUGAGGAAGGAUGUAUUUACAAUUGCCUGUGAAGUACUGGCAGAAUAGAAUAGUUUCCAGCAGGUGUUUAAAUGCCGACACAGAAGGCACCUGCUGAAUCUCUAAUGGCAGAGAGUUCCACAGGACACCAAAGGUUCGGUUUCUCGUUGUUGUCAAACAAGCAUCACCAACCCGGGGAAUGGCCAGCGAUGUUCCUGCAGAUAAUCUCAGUGAUCAAGUUGGGAUGUGAGUGUUCAGGCAGUCCCUGGUCAGGAAGGGAAUCUUCUCAAAGCAAUUUGCAAGUCCCCAUGUCACAACAGAAACUACAAUGCAGUUUAAAGAGGAGGGUGGGAAAACAUCAAAACAAAGCAAUUUAUUCAGCAACUUGCCCAUCCCACUAGUUCUGUACACUAAACAGACUUUUGCCAACCUCCAGAAGUUUGGGACUAUGGCCAGAUUCACCCCAUACAUUUAGAGGACUGUGAUAUCACUUUGAACAGUCAUGGUUUCCCCCAAAGAAUUCUGGGAAGUGUUGUUUGUUUAGGGUGCUGAGAACAGUUAGGAGGCCCCUAUUCCCCUCCCAGAGCUACAGAUCCCAGCGUGGUUUUACAAUCCCUCUUCCCCAGGAAGGCUGCCAGGGGGUCAAUCCCUGACGCCUCCAGGUAGCAGGCUGGGAGAGAUGCCUUUCUGAAAUCCUGGAGGGCAGCUGCCCAUCAGAGCAGACAGCCUAAAGGUAGAUGGACCAGUGAGUCCAACACUAAAGGCAGCUUGUAUUCAUCAUUAUCUUUUAUUAUUUGUAUGCCAACCAUCUGACUGGGUUGCCCCAGCCACUCUGGAGGCUUCCAACAAAUUGAAACAUCUCACACAGUAAAACAUCAAACAUUAAAAACCAUGAGGACUAGGAACUUACCACGAUGCUAGAUCACCUGUUGUUUCGCUGACUCGGACUAAUGUUCCGUUUCCUAGAGCAGGAUGGAGAAGGAAGGUGAAGCCCCGAUGGUGCCUUGGGAUUAAACCCUGCUUCGUGGGAGGGAAGAGUGAGGGCACUGGGGAAGGAGUGUCUGCAACUGAGGCUGCUUUUUUGCCUGGCAGGGGCCUGUAUGGCCAAGUGGACCCCCGAGAACGCUGUGAGCAGGCUGCAAGCUGAGCUGGACGGUGUGGAGGCCAAGGUGGAGGUGAGUUGCCAUGAUGGGGGGCUAGUAGUGAGGGGAAACACUCGCACUGAAGUGCAUAUGGCCGUCUGCCCCACAAAACUGUGUUGUAGGGUUGUCAGGGAGUCCAUCAGCUGGGGGCACCAGAGCCCAAUAAGCCAUGUUUUCUGCUCAGCCUCAUCCUCCCUGCUGAGUUCUGCGAGAGGAGGAGGAAACUCCUUGGGUGUUUUUGCCAUGGUGGGCAAUUCCCUUUAACCCUGAGGUCUGAGAUCGCAGAACCAUAGAACAGUGCAGGGAUCGCAGCACAGAUGGGGGUGUGUGAAGGUUUGCAAAACCAACCUCCCCUGCAGAGGUUUAUCAUUUAUUCUUUAAUUAAAUUUGUAUACCACCCUUCACCUGUUGAUCUCAGGGCGGUUUGCAACCUAAAAUUGCAAUACAGUUGUACCUUGGAUCCCGAACACCUUGCGAGUUGAACGUUUUGGCUCCUGAACGCCACAAACCCGGAAGUGAGUGUUCCGGUUUGCAAACCUUCUUUGGCACCCGAACGUCCGACAGGGCUUCCGCAGCUUCCGAUUGGCUGCAGGAGCCGCACUUUGGUUUCUGAACGUUUUGGAAGUCGAACGGACUUGCAGAACGGAUUCUGUUCGACUUCCGAGGUACCACUGUAUAAGAUUUGUGUUCGUUGUCCCACCCACUUUUGGUCCUGGCUCCACCCACCACUUGCACGCGAAGGUUUCCAAGAAGGGAACAUGGCUCUGGGCUGAACAGGGUUCCCUGUCCCUGACCUCUCUGUAUAAAUUGGGCCCCGCAGGUUUCACUUUUCCCUCUUCGCUUUACUUUCAUAAAGGGGGUCCGAGGGUCAUCUAGUCCAACCCACUUCAAGGAGGGGGCGAGAGGGGCGGAAGGCCCUCCAGAGGCUUGCUUGAAUUCUCCCAUUCCUUCCUCCCCACACCCUGUUUAUUUCCAGGAGCAGAUGGAGCAGUUUCUCUGCUGGGACCUCCCCGUGGAGACCUUUGUGGAGUCUUUCCAGCACGCCCGAAUGCUCUCCCACCUGCGCCGCACCCAGCUGGAGAAGCUCCAGAGUGCCCUCAAACUGGAGAAACUGGAGAAGGCCAAGGACAAGCCCAGCCCCGGCAGCGAGGAGCCGCCCGCCGUCUCCCCCGCCCUCCCAGUGCCAGCACCGCCUCCGCCACCGCCUUCGGCCCAAGCCCCUCCUCCAGCGCCAAACGGGCCGCCCCCCAAGGUCUUCCAGCUGCGCUUGGCGCCAGCGUUCCUCAUCCCCUCGGAGGCCGUGCUCCCCAUCCCGGUGGGGAGCGGCCCCCAAAAGUGCUGCCUGCCGGCCCUGGCCACCUCGCACCCUGCCGCUCCCUUCGUGAGCUCGCCCUUGAGCCUGAUUGGACACAUCCACCUGGCGCAGGCCCACCUGCCUCCCCAGCAGAAGAAGAAGGAGCCGCCACACCGGUAG
Molecule: messenger RNA, 8755 nt
Organism: Podarcis lilfordi (Lilford's wall lizard)
Lineage: Eukaryota; Metazoa; Chordata; Lepidosauria; Squamata; Lacertidae
Source: the annotation of a GenBank genome assembly